Molecule: messenger RNA, 7334 nt
Organism: Acipenser ruthenus (sterlet)
Lineage: Eukaryota; Metazoa; Chordata; Actinopteri; Acipenseriformes; Acipenseridae
Product: methylcytosine dioxygenase TET3-like
Exons: 12
Coding region: 567-7091 (2174 amino acids)
Biological process (GO): positive regulation of transcription by RNA polymerase II; oxidative demethylation
Cellular component (GO): nucleus
Molecular function (GO): DNA 5-methylcytosine dioxygenase activity; zinc ion binding; DNA binding
Source: RefSeq, a predicted model, not a curated record
CGUUCGUCUUUAUUUUUAUUUUUUUACCGAGGCGUGUUGCACUCCAGUUUUGCACUACAAACAUGCAGACGCGUUAAUAUUAGCCCCUCAUUGCCUAUUUUUAAUGCGUGCGUUUAUAUUAUUAUUAUUAUUGUUGUUAUUAUAAUUUUUCUCUUCAUGGUAUAACUUGCACUUUUUAUCCUGGGAAUACCUGAAAUUAACAACUCUUGGAGAACUCUUUUUAAAGACAAGGGCUGAAUCUAAAAGACGUUUAAAUCUGGCAGCCACUGGGCUGGAUGGUCUCAGCACUGGAAUCUCGGCUGACCAGCAGCUCUCCGGUCGUGGGGGCCAUGCAUGUCUGCAGAAGGCACUGGGCUCCCACGUGAAGCUGUGAGCCCCCCAUCACUGCACCAGCUUUGAGGAUGGCAGCUGCUCUGGUAUAUAAAUCCAGCUGGUGGUGGUAGCUUGGGAAAAUACCUCCUUUUUAUUAACGGAAACCCAGAUCAACAGCAACUCAAAUUCAGGAGGCGCUGCAAACAAAACAAAAGGACACUAUUGCGGAGCAAUUGGCGACUAACUCCGGGACCAUGAAAAAAUUUAAGGCGCCUCUUUCGGAAAGCGGGCGGGACAUUUACGAGUUUUCUGCGGAGGGGGGUGAUCCGAGGAUCUUUCUGGGAGGGGGCAGGGUGGUUUCAGAUUGCGACCGGACCGGGUUCGAUCAGCCGGGGCAUUCGGUGAUCCACCCCAGCAGGAGUCCCGCCCUCGUCCCGUCGCUGGAUCUGGCGGACUCGCAGAAGAAGAAACGCAAGCGAUGCGGGGUCUGCGUGCCCUGCCUGCGUCGGGAGAAUUGCGGCAGCUGCAACAGCUGCCUCAACCGCAAGACGGGCCACCAGAUCUGCAAGCUGCGGAAAUGCGACGCACUGAAGAAGAAAUCGACAGGUUCAGGGGUCAGUUCAGUGGAUGGCCCCAGAACUGGCCAAAUGGAAGGGGGGCCAAUCGAGCAUGAGGAGGAAAGCAGGCUGAGACUGGGGGAGCGUCCCGGCCUGGGGAGGGGAGCCUGCGGGAGGGACGAGGAACAAGAAGAGGGAGGGGGGGAGCAGCAUGGGGAUGAAGGAGGAGGAGAAGGAGAGGGAGGAGGAGGAGAGGGACAGUUCUCCGAAACCGAUAGAGAAAGGGAGGGAAACCGGAUGGGGGGCUGCUCUGAAAAAACAACGACACACAACGACGUGGAUAUGGAAGACGCUAGGACCCUGGUAGCCUUUUCCGCCUCCGCUGUGUCCAUGCCAACGCCUUUUGGCAGAGGGAGAGGCAUGCCGGGGACUGAGUUACUGCAGACCACGGAGCUGUACAAGCAAUUCAACAUGGAGAUGGCCGCCGAGAGCAGCAGCCUGUCCGAGGCUGGCGGGGGUAAGGGGAGCGUCGGGGGCUCGGACGGCCAGGGGGAAGAGGACUUAAGCAUGCUGCAGAACGCCCUGAGUCUGGCCAGACACGGGAAAAAGCCACCCAACUGCAACUGUGACGGCCCGGAGUGCCCCGACUAUCUGGAGUGGCUGGAGAAGAAAAUCAAGAUGGCCAUCGGGACUGAGCAGAAGUGCGGGACUGUCGAUCAGCGCGAUUGUACGCCUUCGAAACCCGUCAACGGUGCUUUCCCUGCCCCCCACCGAGCCCCGAGCCCCGCAACGGAAAUGCAAGCAGAGGGACGGGAAAAUCGUGCCGGAACGCCUUCGACGGCGGCUCAUUUCUCCCCCUAUUCCCAAAACGCCAUUUCCAUCGCCAAGGAGAGGAACGUCAGCUUGCAGACGGCCAUCGCUAUCGAGGCCCUCACCCAGCUGUCCUCCAUCCCCCCCCAGCCCUUCGUAUCGGCUGGGGAGUCGGCAACAGCCAACCCCUCGCUAUAUCACCCCAAUCCUUUCCUGAGUCACCCCAAUCACCACCUGCCCCAACUUCAGCACCACGACAGCGGUAGCGGCUCACAACCUUCUUUGCAAGCCUCUUGUGGUGGCCCCAAAGACCAGGGAGCACUUGUGGGAGCCACAGACUCCUCGUCAUCCUUAUCAUCAUCUCUAGCAUCUCCGGUCAGUGUGUCGCACUUUGAUCCCCCUAAUCACUCACACUGGGAAAACCAACAGGCCUUGCAGAUGCAACUGGAGAGCAGUAGGAACAACGGCAGUCAUGACAGUUUUCCAUCUUCUUCCCAGGUGUUCCCGAGCCAGAUCGCUCCAGCUUCCCAUUUCGAAAGGCAGCAGAGGCAGGACCAGCAGGAGCAGCCUGCUCGGGAGCCCUUGCCCAAUUCCGUCAGUCAACAACCAGCCAACCAGCCUUCCCAGAACCCAUCCCCAGCCACGUUCUCCAGACCCGGACACAGCCCAAACCCUGCUCUGCUGGAAAGCCCCAACUUUACCAAGCCGGGCCGAGCGGCCAAUCCCUGGAGGACGUUGAACCGCAAUCAGAGCUCCCCAUCCCUGUUAAGUGACCCCAUGACGGAGCUCCACCAGUUGCUGGGAGACACCAACAACAAAUACAUGCCAUCUGUGUUUAAAAUCCCCGAAGUGUUGCAGCAGCAUCCGCAGCAUCUCAAAGACAAAGGGUUGUUGGCUGCCUCCAAGAUUAAAAACGAGGUUGUGGAUCCUGCUUUCUCCUCCAGUGAGAGGAAUUACGGUCUGGUCAAUGGUCAAGCCAUGAAUCAUUUUCCUCACCAGCACUCUGAGGCUGUGAGCCUGCGCUACAAGACCCAGGCCGCACUACAGCAGCACUUGCAUCACAAGAGGAACCUCUUCCAGGAACACAGCCCCAACCCUGCCGCCUUGCCAUCCAACUUCCGGGACCUUCAGCAGAGCUGGUUCACCCACGGAGGGCAUCUCCCCCCGGUGCCCGUCAAGCAGGAAGUCAAAGAGAAAAAGACCAAGAAGGUCAGCUCGUCUCCGUCCCAAAAGCUCCCCUUGGGCGCGAACCAGCAGUCCCCUCUGCCCAAACCCAAACAGAUCGUCAUCAGGAAGACCAAGCAGAAAGCCUCCCUCCCAACCUUCCUCCCACAAGCGCAGAUCAACCUGGAUCUGCUCCGGCAGAAAGCCCAGGAGGAAAACCGGCAAGCCGCCUUGGCGUUGGCAGCUAUGGCAGGGGCAGAAAGCCGCUACCUGACCCCCGACCAGCUUUCGGGCAACAGAUACCCAGGGCAGCCUGCGCAGCACCCACUGAAUGCCCAGCUUGCACUGCCCAACACUCAGGAACUGAUCGCUCACAGUGCUGCAACGUCGACUACUUCCCCAGCCUACCACCCUGCUCUAGGACAAGCUGACUUCCCAGGGAGCGGCCCCAUUCCGCCUCCCCCUAACUUCACUCCUCCACCAGCCUCCACUUCCUCCACCCUGCCUCCAACCUCCACUGAUUUUGUGGAGAACAUCGGGGGUCAAUUUGGUUUAGGGUCAGAUGAACAAUGCAAGGCUUCGGAUCCCAGGGCGAGCUCCUCAGGCCAGGAACCCGAUCCAGGUCAGCCCAGCAAGAGAGGUCCCCUUGCCCCAGCUCUCCAGGGCAUUCACAGCCUUGAGGACAAGUUCGAGGACCUCAUCCGGCAGUUCGAGGCUGAGUUCGGAGGGGACAGCGCUCAGCAAGAGCAGCAGCAGGAUUCUAACUCAGGACAUCCCAAACUGGAACUGACCUCCUCAACUCCUCAGCCUUCUGCAAACGGUGCUCCUGGUCAGGACGUCGACCUCCGAACCCCCAGCUUCAUUUCCGAUUUUGACCCUACCACCUCGUUGUCAUCAUCUCAGUCUCAGGGAGUAUCGGAAGCCCCGUCUCUGCCCCUCCAAUCUGCCUCCCCCUCACGGGACUCUGUCCUGCAGCAGCAGCAGCAUCGGGUGCUGGAGAACCCUUUCACGCUGCCCUUCUCCUCUCCCUGCUCCCCGAAGAAGAUCAAGAUUGAGUCUUCUGGUGCUAUCACAGUUUUGUCCACCACAGCUUGCUUCAGCACAGACGACGGGCUGGGACAAGGGGAGACCCCCUCCAAGGGUGAGCCCCCCUUCACCCCCUCGAUCAGCGGCUUCCUGGAGUCCCCCCUACGCUACCUGGACACCCCCACAAAGAGCCUCCUGGACACCCCCAUCAAGGCGCUGGCAGAAUUCCCCACCUGUGACUGUGUCGAAUCCUUCACUACCCCCCUCAAAGAACAAAUCGUGGAGAAGGACGAGGGGCCAUACUACACCCACCUGGGCUCCGGGCCGACCGUCGCCUCCAUUCGAGAGCUCAUGGAAGACAGGUAUGGAGAGAAGGGGGAGGCUGUCCGCAUUGAGAAGGUGCUCUACACUGGCAAGGAGGGCAAGAGCUCACAGGGAUGCCCCAUCGCUAAGUGGGUGAUCCGCAGGGCGAGCGAGACGGAGAAGCUGCUGUGUCUGGUGCGUCACCGGACGGGGCAUCGCUGUGCCAACGCCUUCAUCGUCAUCCUCAUCCUGGCCUGGGAGGGGGUCCCGCGGGGGCUGGGGGACGCGCUGUACCGAGAGCUCUCCGAGACCCUCACCAAGAUGGGCAACCCCACGAGCCGCCGCUGCGGACUGAAUGACGAUCGCACCUGUGCCUGCCAAGGGAAGGAUCCUGACUCCUGCGGAGCCUCCUUCUCGUUCGGCUGCUCCUGGAGCAUGUACUUCAACGGCUGCAAGUACGCCCGCAGCAAGACUCCGCGCAAGUUCAGACUGCACGGGGACAAUCCCAAAGAGGAGGAGAAUCUGAGAGACAGUUUCCAGGAACUGGCGACGGAACUGGCCCCCCUGUACAAGCAGCUGGCCCCCCAGGCCUACACCAACCAGGUCUCGACGGAGCAGUCUGCCCCGGAUUGUCGGCUGGGUUUGAAGGAGGGACGCCCGUUUUCCGGAGUGACGGCCUGCAUGGAUUUCUGUGCUCACGCUCACAAGGACCAGCACAACCUCUACAACGGCUGCACGGUGGUGUGCACUCUCACGAAGGAAGACAACCGCUUCGUGGGUAAGAUUGCGGAGGACGAGCAGCUCCACGUGCUGCCGCUCUACAAGGUCUCCCUCACGGAUGAGUUCGGCAGUGAGGAGGGGCAGCAGCGCAAGAUGACAUCCGGAGCCAUCCAGGUCCUCUCCAACUUCCGGCGCGAGGUGCGCAAGCUCCCGGAGCCCGCCAAGUCGUGCCGGCAACGCAGGCUGGACGCCAAGAAAUCCGCUUCGGAGAAGAAGAAGAACCAGAAGGAGAAGCAGACGCUGGAGAUCCCCGAGAAGAUCAUCAAGAGCGAGAUCAACGAGACGGGCAGGACGCAGAACCAGCAGCCCAACAAAGGCAUCCCCAAACAGGAGGUGAAGCCCACCAUCAAGAUGGAGCACAAAGAUCGGUUUGAGGGCUUCAACAGGAACUGCAACCCUGCCCUGGACGGCUACUCCGUCCUGGGAGGCUGCCGACCAGCGGACGCCUACGCCAUGAACAGCGGCUACCCCUCCUACCCUUCGUACUAUGCAAGGUCCAGCCUGCCUCCCCCAGCCCUGCCACCUCCACGCCCCGCAGUGAUCAACGGCUUUCACCCCAAGUUCCCGCAGCCCUAUGGAUAUUACAACUACCAGGCGAACCACAUCUUCCCGUCGCAGUUUCUGGGCUACGAGGCCAGGAUUGGUGCUUGCUGGCCCGCUGCAGGUGCCAGCGGCUAUGAAAAUAAGCCGGACGUCCGCACCCUGCAGUCCAGCCUGAACCACGCCUAUCCCGAGUUCUCCGAGCCGGCUUACCCUCCCUCUGUGCGGGGCUCUCCCGAAUUCUCUACUCCUCACCGGACUAGUCAGAUCCAAGGGGAUGCCCGGAGUUUCCCAGGCCCACUGACGAGGGUCAUCAAGCAGGAGCCAGUGGAUCACACGCCUUAUCCCGACUGCGGCGGCAUUCCCAGCCUUCCCAGCACGGACGUGGGCGGAAUUCCAGGGUCCAGUCCGGCCGCGCAACACGAACAGUGGCCGGGAUACAAAGUGAACGGGAAUCUGGCCCCGGAGAGGUCGUGGAAUAAUGGCAGUGCUAAGUUCCAGGAGAACGCAAGGUCGUGGGAUUCCUCUUCUCUUAUCCGAGCCAGCCCCGGGCUAACAGAGACGCGGGUGGGUGUGGAGAAACAGCAGCAGCAACACUGGAACAAAAUGAACCACCACAGCCUUGCCUCCCCUUCCCAGUCCCCCUCUCCAUCUCCCUCCCCCCACCACACGAACCCUGCAGGGGGGAAUCCCUAUGGCUUCAAACCCAACGAGAACUCCAGCACCCCCUCCCCCAGCCUGCAAGGGAAACCUUGGAGCCAAGUGGGGUACAAUCACGGCAACAGCGACCCAGGGAACGGCGUCGGUAGCCAAAAGAGGCCGGCCUCCGGGGGCUACCCUGACAAGAUGUGGGAGAACCAGGGUCCGACUCCGGUCGGUCUCCACGAGAAGGCCUGGAAGUCUUAUGGGGGCUCGGCCGCCGCUGGGGCUGCUCCCAAUUUGGGGCACAGUUUAGCCACCACCCCAAUCCCCACUCCGGAGGGCAAGCUGUACCCCAACCCCUUCCGGGCAAGCGGGGAAGAAGCCUCAGCCAGCAAGAUGUUCUGGGACCCAUAUGAGAAAGAGGAGAGCGUGAAGGAGGAGGAGGAGAGGAGGAGGGAGCCUGAAGAGGAGUGGUCCGACAGCGAGCACAACUUCCUGGACCCCAACAUCGGGGGUGUGGCGGUGGCCCCGGCACACGGCUCCGUCCUGAUCGAGUGCGCCCGGCGGGAGCUCCACGCCACCACCCCUCUCAAGAAGCCAGACCGCAGCCACCCAGCCCGCAUCUCCCUGGUCUUCUACCAGCACAAGAACCUCAAUCAGCCCUGCCACGGGACGGCCCUGUGGGAGGCCAAGAUGAAGGUGCUGGCAGAGCGUGCCAGGCAGAGGCAGGAGGAGGCCGCCCGGCUCGGGAUCCCCCAGGAGGACAUCAAGGCCUACGUGAAAAAGAGGAAGUGGGGGGCCAGCAACGCCGCUAGCCCGGCCCCCGAAGCACUGCCGAGAGACAAGAAGGAUUUCCCGCCUACGCGACACGGGAUAAGCCUCAACACCAACUCUCAGAUCACGGUCUCCUCAUACGCUUACACGCAGGUCACGGGUCCCUACAGCCGCUGGAUCUGAGAGAUUCUGCCGUGGACCUUACCAUCGUUCUGUCUUUUCUUUUUUUUUUGUGUUUUUUUUUUUACCUCAAAUUCAACAGCAGCUCCUUCUUGCGGGUCGUUCUGGCUGUUCUUGGUGCUUUCCUCUUCUCAGACAGAGGAGGAUUUAUACUUGUGUCGUUAUUUGUUCUUUUGUGUUUGGGAGCGUGAGAUUUUUCGAUCCUCCUCUCUCUCAUCCUCAGACAACCGAGGCUGGUUUUCAAGG